This is a messenger RNA of Cyanidioschyzon merolae strain 10D, 1851 nucleotides long. Its product is annotated as V-type ATPase V1 subunit A. The record is from RefSeq and is a predicted model, not a curated record. The coding region runs from base 1 to 1851 and encodes 616 amino acids. Lineage: Eukaryota; Rhodophyta; Bangiophyceae; Cyanidiales; Cyanidiaceae. Gene Ontology annotation, cellular component: proton-transporting V-type ATPase, V1 domain. Gene Ontology annotation, biological process: proton transmembrane transport; ATP metabolic process. The transcript has 2 exons. Gene Ontology annotation, molecular function: ATP binding; ATP hydrolysis activity; proton-transporting ATPase activity, rotational mechanism.
AUGGUUGCCACCGACAAAGCCCGAGGCGUUGUACAGGCGGUUUCAGGCCCCGUAGUGGUUGCUCGCGACUGCCCAGCGUCCAUGUACGAACUGGUUCGCGUCGGACACGAACGCAUCGUCGGUGAAGUGAUUCGGCUCGAGGGCUCCUCGGUUACGAUACAGUGCUAUGAAGCCACCGACGCUUUGGCGGUAGGGGAUCCCGUCGAGCGGACUGGUAUGCCGCUGACAGUGGAACUCGGUCCUGGUUUAAUGUCGAGCAUAUUUGAUGGGAUAUCGCGGCCUCUGGAGAAGAUUGCCACCCUCUCGGGGAGCGUGUUCAUUCCCAGGGGCGUCGAUGUGCCCUCUCUGGACCGGGAACGUCAAUGGUACUUCGAACCGGACCCAGCGCUCUCUGUUGGUAGACUCGUCACCGGUGGUGACUGGAUCGGAAGCGUCCAGGAGACCCCGCUUAUCUUGCACCGGAUCAUGGUACCUCCGGGUACAAUGGGCACCGUCGAAUGGAUCGCACCCAGUGGUUGGUAUACCAUCACAGACACGGUGCUGAAAGUGAGUCACCAGGGUGUCAGCAAGGCGCUGUCUAUGAUGCAGCGGUGGCCUGUGCGACAACCGCGACCCAUCGCGGAGAAACUCGUCGCGAAUACACCGCUGAUCACAGGGCAGCGCGUUUUGGAUACCCUGUUCCCGUGUGUUCAGGGCGGUACCUGUGCUGUGCCGGGUGCUUUUGGUGUUGGAAAAACCGUUAUUAGUCAGGCACUGUCCAAAUACUCGAACUCGGAUGGAAUCGUCUACGUGGGAUGCGGUGAGCGCGGUAACGAAAUGGCAGAGGUUUUACGUGAUUUCCCUGAGCUAACCAUGUCGCUCGCGGACGGCGAGCAAGUGUCCAUCAUGAACCGGACCCUGCUGGUAGCCAAUACGUCGAACAUGCCGGUAGCGGCCCGCGAGGCAUCCAUCUACACCGGUAUAACAAUUGCCGAGUACUAUCGGGACAUGGGACAUGAUAUGUCCAUGAUGGCGGACAGCACGAGCCGCUGGGCAGAGGCGCUCAGGGAAAUCAGUGGACGCCUAGCGGAGAUGCCAGCGGAUUCGGGGUUUCCGGCGUACCUGGCGGCACGUCUGGCUUCCUUCUAUGAGCGCGCUGGGCGCGUCAAGUGUUUGGGCUCCCCUGAACGCACUGGUUCGGUGACCGUAGUGGGAGCUGUCUCGCCUCCUGGGGGUGACUUUUCCGAUCCUGUGACCACUGCGACACUAUCGACAGUUAGUGUGUUUUGGGGCCUCGACAAACGCCUGGCCAGCCGCAAGUUCUUCCCCGCAGUGAACACAAACAUUUCGUGGAGCAAAAAUAUUCAAGCGCUGGAACCAUGGUACGAUGCGCACUAUCCGGAAUUCCCAUCGAUUCGCCAGACCGUACGUCAGAUUCUCCAAAUGGAAGAGGAUCUAAGCGAAAUCGUCGCCCUCGUUGGCCGCGAUGCCCUCGCCGAGAGCGACAAGGUCGUUCUCGCGGCAGCCACCAUGAUUCGGGAGGACUGCCUCCAACAGAACAGCUACACCUCCUACGACGCCUACUGCCCGUUCCUGAAAAGCAUGCUCAUGCUUCGAAAUAUCGUGCUGUGGUACGAGCUUGCCCAGAAGGCAGUCGCCGAAGUGGAUCGCGACGCGGGCGCCACGAGCGCAUCGAAUCGUCUUACGUUUGCGGGGUUGCGCGAUGUGCAAAUGGACCUCCUUAAUCGACUUUCGCGAAUGAAAUUCCUUGAACCCAGCAUGGGAGAUGAUGCGCUGCGUCGCCAUUUAGACGCGCUGCGGGAUGAUAUCGUCAAAAGCUUCCGCGAACGCGACUGGGCGCUGACGGCAUGA